CAGAGUUUUUGGCUUUCUGGUUUGACAUUGUUGUUUAGUGUUUACUACAUCUACAUCCUACCGACAUUUCCUUGUUUCUUUGCUUUCAGUUUCUUUAUUAGUUUUACAUGUAACGCUCGUACUGCUUGCAAUAUCAGGAUUUGGAUUGUUAUUUCUUACAGUGUUACAAAUUGAGCAAAAGGUUGUUUCUGUCUUGAAGAGAUGAAGCUUUUCACAGAAACUUGCACCUUAUGGCUCUCAAGCAUUUUACUGCUUUCAGGGAUGAAUAUCAGUGCUUUCUCCUACGAUUACUCCUCAACAACAAAGUGCUUGGUAGAGCCCCAGAGAGCUCAAUAUGGAGGAGGGAUGAUAGUCAAUCCAGAAUUUAAUCAUAGCUUAGAGGGAUGGACCGUCUUCGGACAAGGAGAAAUUGAAGAACGAAUUUCAAGGGCAGGCAACAGCUUCAUUGUUGUACACAGUAGAACACGCCCACUAGACAGUUUAUCUCAGAAGGUUCUACUUGAGAAAGGAAAGCUCUAUAGUUUUUCAGCUUGGAUUCAAAUCAGUGAAGGAAGAGAGACAGUUUCUGUCCUCUUUAAAACAACUGAUGAACUGGUUCGAGGUGGUAAGGUGAUUGCUGAGCAUGGAUGUUGGUCUCUGCUAAAAGGUGGCAUAAUUGCAAAUUUCUCAACCCAUGUAGAGAUCCUUUUCGAGAGCAAGAACACAAAAGUGGAUAUAUGGGUGGAUAAUGUAUCAUUACAGCCAUUCACUAAGGAGCAAUGGAAAUCCCACCAAGACAUAAGCAUCAGCAAGGUACGUAAGAGCAAGGUGAGGUUCAAGGUAACUCAUGCAAAUAAAACUGCAAUGCAAGGUGCUAUAGUCUCUAUCAAGCAAUUGAAAUCAAACUUUCCUUUUGGGUGUGGUAUGAACUACCGUAUUCUUGAAAGCACUGAUUAUCAAAACUGGUUUGCAUCGAGAUUCAAAUUUACCACUUUCACCAAUGAGAUGAAGUGGUAUAGCACUGAGAAAAUACAAGGCCAAGAGAACUAUACUGUCCCAGAUGCAAUGGUAAAAUUUUCUAAACAAAAUGGCAUUUCCAUCAGAGGUCACAACAUAUUGUGGGACAAUCCCAAUCAUCAGCCUAAUUGGGUCAAAUCCCUUUCUUCUGAUGAUUUAUGGAAAGCUGUAGAAAAAAGAAUCAAUUCAGUGGUAUCAAGAUACAGAGGGCAGCUAAUUGCUUGGGAUGUAGUUAAUGAGAAUCUUCAUUUUAGAUUUUUUGAGGAUAAGCUUGGUGAAAAUGCUUCUGCAGUAUUCUAUUCCAAGGCUUACCAACUUGACCCUAACACAAAUAUGUUCAUGAACGAGUAUGGUACCAUAAAUGGUGGGGAUGAGAAAGCAAGCCCAGCCAACUACAAGAAAAAACUAAAAGAGAUUCUGCAAUAUCCAGGGAAUGAGAAGAUAUUACUAGCUAUUGGCCUGCAAGGAAAUUUUGGUUCAGGCCAGCCAAACCUAGCUUACAUGAGAUCUACUUUGGACAUUCUAGGUGCCACAGGACUGCCCAUAUGGCUUACCGAAGUGAGUGUUGGUGUUGCCAAAGACAAUGAUCAGGCCCAGCACUUGGAGGAUAUAUUAAGAGAGGGUUAUUCUCAUCCUGCUGUCAAAGGGAUUGUCAUGUUUGCAGGCCCAAUAGCAGCGAAUUUCAAGGAAAUGCCCCUUGCAGAUAUAAACUUCAACAACACUCCAGCUGGAGAUGUUGUGGAUAAGCUGCUUCAUGAGUGGAAACAUUCUCAAGCUCUGGAAUUCACAGCAGAUGACAAAGGAUUUGUAGAUGUUUUACUAUUUCAUGGAGACUACAAUGUAACUGUACAACACACAGAGGCCAACUCUUCCACCACUCUAGGUUUUAGGGUGACUAAAGAUACUCCACAAGCAACCAUCAACGUUCGAAUACAUACCUGAAUUAUAACUAUUUUUAUCUUUUGCGAGGUUUAGAGGAGGUGAUUGGUAGGUAGGUAGUCUACCCCUAUUUGUCUCUCUAAUAGAAGAAAUAAACAAUAAAAUUUCUUUUAAGUAUACAGAAAAUGUUUCUAA
Messenger RNA from Quercus robur (English oak), 2070 nucleotides. RefSeq names its product endo-1,4-beta-xylanase 5-like. The coding region runs from base 202 to 1938 and encodes 578 amino acids. The transcript has 7 exons. Gene Ontology annotation, biological process: carbohydrate metabolic process. Gene Ontology annotation, molecular function: hydrolase activity, hydrolyzing O-glycosyl compounds. The record is from RefSeq and is a predicted model, not a curated record. NCBI's taxonomy places the organism in Eukaryota, Viridiplantae, Streptophyta, Magnoliopsida, Fagales, Fagaceae.